GUUGACUUUUUGUAUGACGUGUAAAUUAGUCAGUGUAUGUGUAUUGCAAAAAGCAAACUAGAAAAAUAAAGAAACCAAUCCAAUAGGAAACAAUUUCGUGGAAUUGGAAUUCAUAACAUUAAAGAAUUGGCAAUUGUGUACCUAUUUUUGUGACAUAUACCUAUUUGUUUGUUGUGUAAUUAAUACAAUACAAUAAAUUGUAAAAGUGGUAAUUAAUCCGGUGGAUAAGUAGGUUUCCUUAUUUUAUAGAAAAAUGUGCGGCACCGACAAAAAACUAGGUGAAAUGAGGGCUUUAAUCCUAGUUGGUGGUUACGGGACUCGUUUGAGACCUUUGACUUUAAGUAGGCCAAAGCCACUGGUCGAGUUUGCAAACAAACCAAUUCUAUUGCAUCAAAUAGAAGCUUUAGUGGAGGCUGGUGUAACACAGGUCAUUUUAGCUGUGUCAUACAGAGCAGAAGAUAUGGAAAAAGAGUUAACAGAGAAGGUGGCCAAACUAGGUGUGUCCCUAACAUUUUCCCAUGAAGUGGAACCUCUUGGCACAGCGGGGCCUUUAGCCUUGGCAAAACCUCUGUUGAGCAAAAGUUCCGAGCCAUUCUUUGUUCUCAAUUCUGACAUCAUUUGCGACUUUCCAUUCAAAGAACUUUACAAGUUUCACAAAUCACAUGGAAAGGAGGGAACAAUUGUAGUUACAAAGGUAGAGGAGCCAUCAAAAUAUGGAGUUGUUGUAUAUAAAGAGGAUGGACAGAUUGAGAGUUUUGUGGAGAAGCCCCAGGAAUUCAUUUCCAAUAAAAUUAAUGCUGGCAUGUACAUUCUAAGCCCAUCAGUCCUAAACAGAAUAGAGUUGCGCCCCAUGUCAAUAGAGAAGGAAGUGUUUCCAUUCAUGUCGAAAGAUGGGCAGCUGUUGGCUAUGGAGCUGCAAGGCUUCUGGAUGGACGUGGGGCAGCCGAAGGACUUCCUCACCGGAAUGUGCCUUUACCUGAACAGCUUACGUCAAAAGGACUCGAACAAGUUGUACGACGGUCCGGGCGUGGUCGGCAACGUGCUGAUCGACCCGACGGCGACCAUCGGCAAGGGCUGCCGGAUCGGGCCCAACGUCACCAUCGGCCCUGGGGUCGUCAUCGAGGAUGGUGCAUGCAUAAAGCGCAGCACGGUCCUCCGCGGCGCCUGCGUGCGGCAGCACGCGUGGCUCGACAGCUGCAUAAUCGGCUGGCGCUCCGUCGUCGGCCGCUGGGUCCGCAUGGAAAACUGCACCGUACUUGGCGAAGACGUCAUAGUCAAGGACGAGCUUUACGUCAACGGCGGACAAGUGUUGCCACAUAAAAGCAUCGCGUUGUCUGUGCCCGAGCCACAGAUUAUAAUGUAAGGGGCGUGUAUGUAAGAGCUGCGAUUUUUUUUUACAUUCGAUGGGUUGGGCUAGUUACGUACAUCUAUCCAUUGACCAUUCUGCUAUCUUGCUGCUAAGACGGAUCCUGCUUAGAAGAAAAUAUUCUGAAAAAGGAUAGAUGUUAUGACUGUGCUUGCAUGGUGAUUUGGAAAAUACUUUAGAAUCGAGGAAAUCUUGCCUAGACUGGUCUAAAACAUUUAAUUUCUCCAGCUGCUGCAUAUCUGAGGUCCAAAUAUAUGAUAAUUCAUUAAUUUUGUUAAUCUAUUUAUAAUUAUUUCGCAGUUCUUACAUACGUGGAUAAGAGGAUAUUAAUUUAGACUCAAAAUGCGAAUCGAUAUAUUAUAUAAUAUGCUUUUACAAUUAUUUAGACAUACUGUAUUUAUUUUUUCAUUAGAGAUAUAACUUGCACAAUAUGGCAAUAAGGAAGUUGACCGCAAGAGAGAUUUAUAAUUGAUUUAUUUUUAAUUUUAUUGUAAUUUAAUGAAUUGUAGAGAACUCGUUUCUUAAUAAGAUGCAUUGUCAUACUCAUAUAUUUUCAUACACCAUUCAUUUAUUUUGUAUUUAUAAAUAUGAUACUUUUAUUUUGUUUUUAAUAUACCUAUAUCUUGUUCCAAUUUAGCUAUAGAAGUAUACUUAAUUUUAGCUAGCUUUUUAGAUUGCCAAGUAAAUUGAGCUAAUCUUUGAUAAAUGUUAUUUUAAGUACAGGUAGUUAUCUCUUUUAUUUAAGAGCAAUGGCAGUACGUACCAUUUUUAAACAACCCUGUUAUUGUUCAUCUAAUUUUGAUCAUACAUUUUACUCUGCAAUAGCCAAUAAUUAACCAAACUAUGUUACGGAAACAGAUGAAUAAAACCAGCGAUAACUGCUACGGGUUAAUUUUGCGUAUAAUUAAUAUUAAUAUAACGAACUUGAGACAUUCCGUUGUAUAUUUUUUUGCGCUGUUAUUUUGUACUUUAUUCUUAUCAGUUGUAGAAAUGUACAGAUUACGAAAAAGACGGGCCCCUAAGUUUGAUAGCUUAAGUAGAUGGUGCUAUAAUUUGUAGUAUCCGGUUAGCCAUCUUUUGACAACCAGAGUUACCGCAUAAUGUAUGGAGCCGUACAGAGCCAUCUACAUCAGCUGUCAAAUUCAAAGCACGAUUUUUUUACUUUACUAUUUACAUCUCUUCUACAAUUAAUAAAUCUUUUUUCUAAAGUACAAACUAAAUUGAAAAUAGAAUUUUUCUUGUACCUAUACGAUAAUGGCAAUAAACUGCCGUUUUACACCAAAAUUAGAUGUAAUUACUUCUAAGUAAAAUAAGAAAAGUAAAUAAAUAUAUCAUUUGAACAGAAA
Cydia fagiglandana is the source of this 2712-nucleotide messenger RNA. It is a transcript of the gene Gmppb, whose product is annotated as mannose-1-phosphate guanyltransferase beta. The record is from RefSeq and is a predicted model, not a curated record. Gene Ontology annotation, molecular function: mannose-1-phosphate guanylyltransferase (GTP) activity; GTP binding. The coding region runs from base 254 to 1363 and encodes 369 amino acids. The transcript is spliced from 6 exons. Gene Ontology annotation, biological process: GDP-mannose biosynthetic process. Lineage: Eukaryota; Metazoa; Arthropoda; Insecta; Lepidoptera; Tortricidae. Gene Ontology annotation, cellular component: cytoplasm.